AUGUCUGAGAUAAAAGACUUGGCCUUAGCAUACAAUAUAAUUGGAGAGCUUUAUCUUAAAAUCAACCAGGUUUUUAAUUUUAUAAUGCUUAUAGGCGUGAUUGGUGCAUUCUCAUAUGUGGUUAUAACAAUAUGGGCCACUCUGUACUAUCACAGAUUAGGAGGUCCUAUUUACGCGAGUAUGUCGUUACUGAGUACGACAGUCUGGGUUGUAAAUGAGUCUGUUUCAACUUUUAUCAUUUGCAUCGUAUGUGAUUGGUUCAGCUCUUCACGGAAAGUGACCAGAUCACUGCUUGCUGAAAUAAUCAUUGAUUAUGAACAGGCUACUUCGGUAAGGGCCGCGGCCAAGUCAUUUAUGGAACUAGUUAGUGCCUGGCCGUUGCAAAUGAUUGUAUACGACAUGUUCCAGGUCGAUAUUUCCUUAAUCUUGAAAUUUGUCAGCACUUGCACCACAUAUCUUAUCAUUAUGCUGCAAUUUAUACAUUUCGUUUAAUUCUUCUCUGAAGAUCUCUGUCAAAUAUUAUGAAGUAAAUAUAAAA
This is a messenger RNA of Plutella xylostella (diamondback moth), 538 nucleotides long. The record is from RefSeq and is a predicted model, not a curated record. NCBI's taxonomy places the organism in Eukaryota, Metazoa, Arthropoda, Insecta, Lepidoptera, Plutellidae.